Messenger RNA from Camellia sinensis, 547 nucleotides. Lineage: Eukaryota; Viridiplantae; Streptophyta; Magnoliopsida; Ericales; Theaceae. The record is from RefSeq and is a predicted model, not a curated record.
AUGGGUCUGCAUAGUACUGGAAUGAUCAAGGGAUAUAAGUAUAAAUACCGUGUGUUACAUGCGCCUUUUGCAACCAUGAUCAUGGGGUUACCAGCUAUAGUGCUUGAAGGGAUUGGGGUCAUGAAUUGGUUCCACAACCAUUCCUCUGUUUCCUCGUCAUUGUUGGCCUUCUGUCUUAACUUCUCCAUCUUUUAUGUAAUUCACUCUACCACUGCAGUCACAUUCAAUGUUGCCGGUAAUUUGAAGGUUGCAGUUGCCAUUUUGGCUUCGCGGUCAAUAUUCCGGAAUCCCAUUUCGGCCAUGAAUGCUGUAGGAUGCGGAGUGACACUAAUUGGCUGUAUGUUCUUUGUUUAUGUGAGACAGAAGCUCUCCAAAAAACCGUCUGCACCGCCUCAGCUGGAGUUGCUCCCCCUUGUAAAUGAUGAGCCUGAUGAUAAGCUCUGAUUAAGAGGGCGGUCAUACAUCUACACAAGUUGGGAGCAGGUUAGAAACAAAGAAAGAAAAUCCUUAGUAUAGAAAUUAGGGACUCCAGAUCAAUUAGGGAUAA